UUGUCGAACAAAUUUUUGUUAAUAAACACGCGUUUUUAUUUUAUUUUUUCUAGUUCCAAAAUGUCAUCGAAUUCGGAAGCCGAUCGUAUCGAAUCUCGAGUGAUUGAAUUUCUGGAAAAUGCUAUCGCUUCAACCAAUGAAAGUGAAAAAGUAUCAUUCCUAAAUCAGGCUCAAGAACUGGUCAUUCAUAAUGAUAUUUUGGAUAAUUUUCUCGAUGAAAUUCUUGGAUUUCAAAAUGAUAAAUUAUCUGAAGUACGUAAAUUUGUUGCCAGUUUUAUCGAAGCAACAUGUAGAAAGGAUCCGGAUUUUUUCCCAAAAGUUAUUGUCAAUUUAAGCCUUAUGUUAGCCGAUGAAGUUCCCAAUGUUUUGAAACGUGUAAUUCAAGCUUUAACUCAAUUGUAUAAAAUAUUUUUGCCAUGGAUUUCGACGGCAAAAGUGAAUGAAGAAAUUGAAUCAACUGGUGAAGUUUGGAACCAGAUUAAAAAUCAGGUUUUCUCAUUGAUCGAUUUAACCGAAAACGAUGGUGUUCGUACCCAAUGUGUUAAAUUUAUCGAAAUGGUUAUCGUAUGUCAAACUCGAAGAGAUAAUUUCUCUAAAGAAGAAGAUUUCUCUCUGGAUCAAAUCGUUAACGUGGAUAAAAAAUUAAUCGACAUUGAAACAUUGGAAGACGAAGCAAAACAAUUGUUUGAACAAUUGAUUAAUUUUCAAUCGAAAAUUCAUAUUUCUAGUGUAAAUUUAAUGGCUACAAUGCAAAGUUUAUCGUUGAUUGCAAGACAACGUUCACGUUUGUUUUUCGACAAAGUUGUUUUGGCAUUCGAAACUUUAAGUACAAAUUUACCACCAACAUUGGCCAAAUCACAAGUUAAUUCUGUCAACAAACAAUUAAAACUUUUAAUGUUCAUGUUAUUUAAACAUCCUUAUAUUCAAUUCUCGAAAUAUCAAUCGAAAAUAAUGCAAACAUUGCAAAAUAUUGGCGUCAAACAAAGCGAAAUAAAUCGUUGUAUACAGGAAAGUAAAAAACGUGGUAUCAAAAUCGAAGCCAACAACAGCAAUAAUAAUGUUGGUCAUGAACCGAAACGAAUCAAAAUUGAAAUGGAUGAAGAUGAUGAUGAAAUGGAAAACAAUAAUGGUAAUAAUAAUCAAGUACAAGAAAAUGAACAACCAAAAUUCAAUCUGGAUACUAGUCUACAUGAUUUAUCAAGAAAAUUUUCUCGAUAUGAUGCUAUUAAAGCUGCCGAUAUAACGGCCAAAGAUCUAAUUGGUCGUCUAAAUAAUUCGAAUACUGUCUGUGAUUUAGUUCUUACAUCAUUACAUUUAUUACCAGAUAAUUUAAAGCCGGAAUCAAUUGCUUCAUUAAAUGAUUUUUCAUUCUCAUUGAAUGAUCCGGCAGCUAUUAAAAAAAUGGCAUUUUUUCUCACCGGAAUGGCUAUCGGACCAGGAAUCGAUGAAGUGAUAGCUAAAUAUAUGAAUCUAUUUGAAACUCAAUAUCGAAUGAAAAUUGACAAUGAAACAAAUAAAAAAAUAACAAGUAUGGUAAAAAAAUUAAUAAGUCGUGAGAUGAAAAAUCAACAACAAAAUCAUAAUAAAGUUAAACUUGUACAAUCGGGAAAGAAAAUGACAUCAGCCGUAAAGAUUAAACAACUUAAAUUGGAAGAUAUAACUAAACCAUUGGAAUUGAAUGAAAAAAUUCGUCAUAUGGAAAAAUGUAUUUCACGUAUAUUGGUGUCGAAUCAAUCGGCACAAUUUUCAGCUAAACAAUAUGAAAAUUAUCGUAAAAUAAUUGGAAAAUUUUCAUCAAAUCUAGUUGCAUUUGAUCCAUUGAAAACAUUGAUAAAGGAUUAUAUUUUUCAGGAUAUUCGUUCCCGUUAUGAUAUAUUAUUCAAUGCUUUAUAUCUAGAAUAUAUUCAUUGUAAAUCACAUGAAAAAUCAAUGAAAUCAUAUUCCGAUUAUCUUGCAUGGAUCAUUGAAAGUGUAUUCGAUACUUGUGAAACGAAUGAUUUGGAUUUUUUUCUUCAAAAACUAUAUCUAGAAUCACCAUUACUUGAUGAUAGAGCUAUUGAAAUGUUUAAGAAUUUUGUACUUCAUUCAGAAGAUUUUGAAUCAUCAUCAACCAUAUUACGAAUAUUGGUUGAGAAAAGACCAUCGUAUAGGCAAGAAUUUCUCACCUGUUUAUUACAGAUUUGUAUUGAAACAGAAAAUGCUGAUAUUCAUCAAUCAUCAUUGGCGAUGAUUAUUGAGAUUUAUCAGAAUCCUAAAUUUAAUCUAAAAGAAACUGCUGAAUCAUUUGCAUUAGAAUGUUUGAAUCGAUUGAAAAAUGAUACAUAUGGUCCGAAUGUACUUGGAGCAAAGGAACCGAUGCCCUGGAAUGAUGAUGCCAUCAAAGCUGUACUUGCUGUUUAUCUAAAAUUAUUACCACUUAAUCAAAAAUUGAUUCAUGAAUUACCAAAUGUUUAUGUGGCAACAAAUGCCCAUAUAAAACGUGUUAUUUUACGAUUAAUUCAAGAACCAAUUCAAGAUAUUGAUAUGAAUUCAAUGGAAAUGAUUAAAUUCGUACAGAAUGGUUUUAUUGAUGGUGCCGAAAUUCUUGUAUCACGUGUAAUACACAUAUUGACCGAUAAACGAAAACCAAGUGCUAAAUUGGUUGCCUGUGUUAAAGAUUUAUAUCAAAAACAAAAACGUGUUACCGAUGUUCGUUUUCUAAUACCAGUGCUAAGUGGUUUUACCAAACGAGAAAUUAUUGAAAUCUUACCACAACUAAUCAAAUUGAAUCCAAAUGUUAUAAAAGAAGUGUUCAACAGAAUGUUCGUUUCACAUGAUCCAUCAUAUCAAAGUCCAAUUUCACCUGCCGAUCUCAUGAUUGCAUUGCACAAUAUUGAUCCAUCCAAAUGUGAUUUGAGGACAAUUAUAAAAGCCAUACAUUUAUGUUUCGAAGAGAAAUCAUUGUUUACAGCUGAAGUUUUUGCCAUUGUCAUGCAAAUGCUUAGUGAACAAAAUCCUUUACCAACAUUAUUGAUGCGUACAGUGAUACAAACAUUGGGCCAUUAUCCAAGGUUAAUCAGUUUUGUUAUGAACAAUAUUCUUCAACGUUUAAUAUUGAAACAAGUUUGGAAUCAGAAAAAAGUAUGGGAAGGUUUUAUCAAAUGUUGUCAACGAACAUUACCACAAAGUUUUCCUGUAUUAUUACAAUUACCACCAAUACAAUUACAAUCUGUAUUUCAAACAUGUCCAGAAAUUCGUCCAUCAUUGAUUAAUUAUCUACAACAGAUGAAUCAACAACAGGUUUCAUUAAUACCACAAUCAUUAUUGGAUGUAAUAUUAUCAUCUGAAUAUGAUAUGAAUACAAAUCAAAUGAUCAAUUCUGAUGGUGGCCAUCAUAGAUCACAACAACGGCAGCAGCAGCAGCAAUCAAUCACUGAAUCAAUAACUGAUAAUGUUGAUUCAUCAUAAUAAUAAUUCAGUAUUGUAAAAUGAAU
This is a messenger RNA of Dermatophagoides farinae (American house dust mite), 3473 nucleotides long. It is a transcript of the gene Sym, whose product is annotated as symplekin scaffold protein. Gene Ontology annotation, cellular component: mRNA cleavage and polyadenylation specificity factor complex. Lineage: Eukaryota; Metazoa; Arthropoda; Arachnida; Sarcoptiformes; Pyroglyphidae. The record is from RefSeq and is a predicted model, not a curated record.